Messenger RNA from Paramisgurnus dabryanus, 3288 nucleotides. It is a transcript of the gene fubp3, whose product is annotated as far upstream element (FUSE) binding protein 3. Gene Ontology annotation, molecular function: RNA binding. Gene Ontology annotation, biological process: regulation of DNA-templated transcription. The record is from RefSeq and is a predicted model, not a curated record. Lineage: Eukaryota; Metazoa; Chordata; Actinopteri; Cypriniformes; Cobitidae.
CCGGGGUCGGUAGUGUGCGCUGCGUGUGUGUUUAUGUGCGUGUGUGUGUUCGCGUGUGUGUGACGAUGAUGAUGGCGGAGUUGGUGCAGGGACAGGCCUCUGUGGCACAGCCCGGGAUGAAGGCGGACGGAUUCACGGACCCGUUUCACCGCGCGCGACAGAUUGCUAAAAUGGGAGGUGAGCAGAUGUCCCAUCUGAACAGCACGCCACCCGCAGUCGAUGCCUCUCUUUACGGCUAUGGAAGCCACAAACGCUCCCUGGAUGAGGGAGUGGCUAACCAGCUCGGUGCAAUGGUACAUCAAAGGGCUAUAAUAACAGAGGAUUAUAAAGUGCCUGAUAAAAUGGUUGGAUUCAUAAUUGGACGGGGAGGAGAACAGAUCACCAGAAUCCAGCUGGAGUCCAACUGUAAGAUCCAGAUCGCUGCUGACAGCGGAGGAAUGAUGGACAGACCCUGCACAUUGACUGGAACCCCAGAGAGUAUCGAGCAGGCGAAGAGAUUGUUGGGGCAAAUAGUGGACCGGUGUCGAAACGGACCGGGCUUCCAUAGCCAGAUGGAUGGGAACAGCGCCAUCCAGGAAAUCUUGAUCCCUGCCAGUAAAGUUGGUCUGGUCAUUGGGAAAGGAGGAGACACCAUCAAACAGCUUCAGGAGAGGACAGGCGUAAAAAUGAUUAUGAUUCAGGACGACCCGAUGCCCACUGGAUCUGACAAGCCCUUGAGAAUCACAGGAGAUCCUUAUAAAGUUCAGCAAGCGCGAGAGCUGGUCGCUGAGAUCAUCAGGGAUAAAGAGCAAGUGGAUUUCAGAGGAGGCCGCAGUGACUUUGGCUCCAGGAUGGGCAGCAGCAUCGAUGUUGCCGUGCCCAGGUUUGCCGUGGGUAUCGUCAUUGGCAGAAAUGGGGAGAUGAUUAAAAAGAUACAGAACGAUGCUGUUGUCAGGAUCCAGUUUAAACCAGAUGAUGGUAUCAGUCCAGACCGGAUUGCUCAGGUGAUGGGUCAACCUGACCGAUGUCAGCACGCCGUUCACCUCAUCAAUGAGCUGGUUCAAACAGCACAGGAGCGAGAUGGUUUUGGAGGUCAGGUUGGAUCAAGAGGUCGCGGUAGAGGUCGUGGGGAUUGGACUAUGGGCACACCUGGAGGAUUACAGGAAGUCACUUACACAAUACCUGCUGAUAAAUGUGGUCUGGUUAUUGGAAAAGGUGGUGAAACCAUUAAGAACAUCAACCAGCAGUCUGGAGCUCACGUGGAGCUUCAGAGAAAUCCUCCACCGAGCACCGACCCCAAUGUCCGUAUAUUCUCCAUCCGGGGAUCUCCUCAGCAGAUCGAGAUGGCCAGACAACUGAUAGAUGAGAAGAUCGGUGCUACUGGUAUGGGAGGAAACGGCAGUUUUGGGCUCAGUCCUUUUACCCAAGGACCAGCUACUCCUCAUCAGAACGGUCCGCAGACUUUCAUGACCGGAGGAUGGGGAACCACAUACCAACCAUGGCAGUCUCACGGCCAACAGGACCCCAGUCACAAUGGAUCCCAGACCGGUCAGCUGGACUACUCCAAAGCUUGGGAACAGUAUUAUAAAAAGCUAGGUCAACAGAACCAGGGCCAAAGCAGCGGACCGGACUACAGCAAAGCCUGGGAAGAGUAUUACAAGAAACAAACUCAAGCGGCCGGACCCGGAUCUCAGCAGAGUUCCCCUCCGGAUUACAGCGCUGCCUGGGUGGAGUACUACAGACAACAGGAGGCGUAUUACAGCCAGGGACAGACACAGGCUCCCGGCCUUCCGGAUCAUUAAACGGGACGACUCCAGACCCUUUAGUUGAAGAUUUUUGAAUCACUGCGAGGAGGAAACAGACCUUUUGUAACAGAGGUUUCUAGAUUUGCAACGCCUUGAAGACUUUUACUUUUUUCUUAGUAAGAAACACUAGCUGUAGAAUGACUUAUAUGAUUUAAAAAGAGAGAACUAUUUCUAAAUCAGGACGUAAAAUUGUUACUAAAUACUUGUGUACACCGUUGUUAUCCGAAUGGGCGAUUUCUGGGUUCCUUUUUGGACCGUUUCAGAGUUUGUUUUCUAUUCUUCCUUUUUAACUGAACUGCGUCAUCGCCAAAACGAACCCCGGAAUUGUAACAUUUCAUCAAUCGCGCAAUAUGAUCUAUUAUUUUUCUAGUCUCGUUGCAAUAAAAUGAUUGUGGGCUUAGCAGUCUUGAAUACGUUAUGGUUUUGUUUUUGUCAUGAAAUGUUUUAAGAAUGUGUACAAAAUGUGUUUUCUUUCUAUUUUUCUUUUACAUAAAUGCAUUUUAAUUCAGUGAUAUAAAAAACUGUGAUGAUGUUUUUGUUACAGAAAAAUAUAUUCUUUUGUUACGCAAAAACCAAUAUGUGUAAUGUUGUUGGCAAAUGACAGUUCCUGAUGUAAUUCCUCAUGUUCUUUGUAUUCUCUUUUCAUUGUCAUUUUAUUGUACUCUGGUUAACGAAAAGGUGCAAUAUCUUAUUUCAGUUUUGAAACAAAGAUAGAUUUCUCUAAUAUUUUGACAGAUGUCUAACUUGUAGUUCUUAGAGAUAUUUUUUUAGACGUAUGAAAAUGUAAUGGAUAAUUUUUUUAUUACCGUGAUUUGGCGGGGAAGCGGGGGGGGAACGUGCUCAUGCGUAUUUGUGAGGUUGUUUUUUUGCUGUCUUGUUAAACUAUGUAUGUGUGCUCGCUCAGAUACUUGACUAAAUACUUUAUUUAAAAUAUCUAUAUAUAUAUAUAUAUAUAAUUAAAUCAAAGAGUUUUUGUCCUUCAUUUUGCAGGAAAACGGUCCCUGUUUUCUGUUCUGUUUUCAUACUGAAAUUUGUCAAAGAUUGUGAAUGUGUAAUAAUUUGAAAUUUGAUGUUGCAUCUUGCUGUCGGAUGAGAGGUUUUAUGUAUGUUCUUUAAACUUAAACUUUAAAGCGUUCAAGACUGCUAAGCCCGUGAAAGCCUACCUGUGUAUUGAUUAAUUGUAGUUUUUUAUAUUCUGAGUAUUGGAUGAUCAAAGUUCUGUCUUAUUUGGUACCACCCACCCAGUUUCUCUGAAGCCCCAACCAGUACACGCCGUGGACAUCUGUACGGUCCCAAUCCAGUAACUUUUUAAUUCUGUUUUUUCUUUCUACUCUGUGUGAUCUAAUAUAUGUAUGAUUGAUUGAUUAGUUACAAAUUGAUCUAGUAUUAACUUCAUUGCUUAAUGAAAAGGGAUAUUAUAAUUUUGAAAUGUUUAAUUUUAGUGUUUUCUUUUCUUCCUCAUGUGUACAGGUAACUCGUGUAUUAAAACUUUCGAAAGACGACA